AUGAAGGAGAAGGAGACCCCCGACGCACACUUCACAGUGGACAAGCAGAACAUCUCUCUCUGGCCUCAAGAGCCUUCUCCCAAGUCAGAUCUGUCUCAAGUCCUAAGGAAGACUCUCAGCCUCCGCGUGGCCUUCAUCUGUCUGUCACUGGUGCUGGUGGCCAUGAUUGUGCUUCAAGCUGUCUUCUACCCCAGGAUGAUGGACAAAAUACUGGAAGUGAAGAGUGAUGCCCAGAUGUUGAGAGGUCGUGUGGACAACGUCAGCACCCUGCGUUCUGAUCUCGAGAAGGACAGAAGCCGUGUGGAGAAGGCUGAAGUUCAGAUGCAGAUGCUGAACACCAGCCUCACCCGGGUGCGUUCUCAGAUCCUGACUUUGAGGAACAGCAUGGAAGUAGUCAGUGCCCACAUCACUAUGUUAACAAGAAGCUGGGAGGAGGUCGGCAACCUCAACGCCAAGAUCCCAGAGCUGCAAAGAGAUCUGGAUAAAGCCAGUGCCUUGAAUGCAAAGGUCCGAGGACUGCAGAACAGCUUGGAGAACAUCAACAAGCUGCUCCAACAACAGAGUGACAUUCUGGAGAUGGUGUCCCGAGGCUGGAAGUACUUCAGGGGGAACUUCUAUUACUUUUCACACACCCCAAAGACCUGGUACAGCGCGGAGCAGUUCUGCAUUUCUAAAGAGGCUCAUCUGACCUCAGUGACCUCAGAAUCAGAGCAAGAGUAUCUCUACAAGACGGCAGAUGGGCUUCCAUUCUGGAUUGGUCUCACCAAGGCAGGGACUAACGGCGAUUGGUACUGGGUGGAUGAGACGCCAUUCAACAUGGAGCAAAGCAGGAGGUUCUGGAUUCCGGGCGAACCCAACAAUACAGGAAACAACGAACACUGUGCCAAUAUCAGGGUGUCCUUCCCGCAAGCCUGGAAUGAUGCUUCCUGUGAUAGUAAGCUCCUUUUCGUCUGCAAGCGGCCCCACAUCUAGACAAUCCCAUGACGGGCCUGGCCCCAAGCUCAGCAUUUGUGUUGCAACAGUGACCCAGAUUGAAGCGGUGUCGCUCUCCCUGACACUCCAAGACUGCUCUGUGCCUUAGCGUUUCUUGCUUGAAUAUUGUCCCAAACACAUCCUGGGGUCCAUCUGGGUUGGCCGGAACUCUCUGCCCUGGAGGGACUUCGAGGGGGUCGAGUUUAAUGGGCAAAACCAUGCAAAGGAUGUAGAAGUCCCCACUGCCCAGGUGAGGCAGGUGCACCUGUCACCUGCAGAUCAUUUUGUCUGUGUUUACCUGACCCUUCUAAGAAGCCUUGGAUGACCACAUGAAAGCUACAUUCGCAUGUGACCAGUGCUGGAGGAGACAGGAGUGUUUAGCUCAGCUUCAACACUUUAUAAUGUAUACAUGCAGUAGAACAGCACCUGGUACUAUCAAAAUGUGCAACUAUUCAAUGUUUUCUUGUAUCCAUUGCAAAUACAUUUAAAGACAUUUUUUUUUCCCACACGUGCGUGUGGGUGAUCCCAGAGUUCAGAAGAGGGUGUCGAAUCCCGUGUAUCUGGAGUUACAGCUGUUUAUGAACAACCUGAUAUGGGUGCUGACAUCCAAACUCUGCCCUUCUGAGAGAGUAGUAAGUGCCCUUAACUGCUGAGCCAUCUCUUUAGUCCUGUAAAUUUAAAUUAUAAAAAGGAUGAAAAAUAUAAAAACAUAUGUCACAAUGCUGGAGGUGUGGCUCAGGGGAUAAAGUCCUCUGGCACCGGUGACCCCGAGUCUGACCAGCAGGACCACACAAACAGGUGUGGCCAUGCACCCCUGUGAUCCCAGCAGCGAGGAGGUGGAAGGAGGAGGGUCAGAAGUUCAAGGUCAUCCUCAACUAAAUAGUUACAUUUGAGGCCAGCCUGCUAUGCAAGAUCCUGUUUUGGGAGAGGGGACAAUUUGCUUCAAGAUACUAAGCAAUUCUUUCCAUAUUUCUACGAGGCUCUCUCUAGUUGUCUGUUGAGGAGCACUGACAGGGGCCUCUGGCUGUUUCCAUGGGAACAGCUGUUCUUAGUCACCCUGUUCCCACCAGGUUCCAUCACCUCCUUAUCCACAUUCCUUGAGGACGGAAGCCCCAUUUCUCUGAGUGAGAUAACUCAGUGCAGGCCGGGGCUGGCAGGUCCUCUGCCUUCAUUUGAGAUGCUUGGUUCAGCUCCCCUUCCUCCUGCCCCCAGGCCAUCACAGGCCCAGUCCUCCCCCACUACAGCAGCCUGGGUCUCCCACCUCUCCUCUACAUGGGGUUCCCUCUCUUGCUAAGUCCUGUGCAGACAAAGUCCUCUUCUACUCUAAACAUCUCUUGGCUCAAAGCUUCCUUGGAGUGCCUGCUUCCAUUCCCAGGGCCACUGUGACCCUAAAGAACAUGCAGCUUGGGGUACAUUCAGUUAGAGGGUAGAAAGAAUAGGGGCUUUUGUUUGAAUUAAAUAUGAUAAGGUUUGAACAAAGCCCCUUCCUGGAGUUCCUUGUUAGUCAGCCUUCUGUUCUUUAGCUCUGU
Alexandromys fortis (reed vole) is the source of this 2501-nucleotide messenger RNA. It is a transcript of the gene Cd207, whose product is annotated as CD207 molecule. Bases 1 to 972 code for a protein of 323 amino acids. Gene Ontology annotation, molecular function: signaling receptor activity. Lineage: Eukaryota; Metazoa; Chordata; Mammalia; Rodentia; Cricetidae. The record is from RefSeq and is a predicted model, not a curated record. The transcript has 6 exons.